AUGUUCUCUUUGCGGCAGCUAGACCUUCACCCGAGGAUCAUCGGCGCCCUCAACAAAGCUGGCAUUCGUUCGGUGCGAGACGUCUUGCGCGUGUCAGCUCCGGACCUGCAGAGGUUGACUUCCUUGUCGGCCGGCGAUGUGCGGCACCUCCUGACGGCCGCCGCCCUGCACUGCCGGCCCCGCCGCCCGCUGCCAGUUUUGAAGGCGGAGGAGACCGGCGUGACCCUUAGCUUGGGCUGCCCCCUGUUGGACAGGCUGAUGAGGGGCGGUCUUCCCGUAGGGGCCGUGACCGAGCUGUCCGGAGAGAGCGGCGUGGGGAAGACCCAGCUGGCUCUGCAGCUCUGCCUCUCGGUGCAGUACCCGGCCCGCCACGGGGGUCUGGACUCAGGCGCCGUCUUCGUGUGCACAGAGGACGCAUUUCCAGGCAAACGUCUGCGGCAGCUGAUCGGCGAACAGCCGCGGCUUCGCCCCGACCUCCCCGCGGACGUGACGUCCGGCCCGGGCUUCGGCGACCGCGUUUACGUGGAGCACGCCCCCGAUCUGGCGUCGCUGCAGCAGUGCCUGAGGCGACGCGUGGCGCUCUUGCUGGCCCGCGGCUUGGUCCGCUUCGUGGCCAUCGACUCGGUGGCGUCGCUCUUCCGCUCUGAGUUGGGGCCGGCCGAUUGGCAGGAGAGGAGCAAGGAGCUGAUGGCGCUCUCGGCCACCCUGCGCCACCUUUGUCAGCAAUAUAAUCCUGCCGUGCUCUGCAUCAACCAGGUGACCGACAUCUUCAGCGGCUCCCAAGAAUAUUCGGGUCCUUCUUGGUCCGACGUGUGCCCGGCGCUGGGCUUGGCCUGGGCCAACCAAGUGACUGUUCGGCUGAUGUUGCGACGCCUGGGUCGGACGGUGAGCCGGGGCGGCCGCGACAGCGCCCUCCGGAGGCUGGAGGUGGUCUUCGCGCCUCACCUGCCCCGAGCGGGACGCCACGCCGCCGUGUGGAAGGAGGGCGUCCGAGGACUGGAGGGCGACGACUGA
Messenger RNA from Nerophis lumbriciformis (worm pipefish), 1014 nucleotides. The record is from RefSeq and is a predicted model, not a curated record. Lineage: Eukaryota; Metazoa; Chordata; Actinopteri; Syngnathiformes; Syngnathidae.